Molecule: messenger RNA, 729 nt
Organism: Adineta steineri
Lineage: Eukaryota; Metazoa; Rotifera; Eurotatoria; Adinetida; Adinetidae
Source: the annotation of a GenBank genome assembly
AUGUCUCGUGAAGCUGAUACUGGUCGAGUAACAUAUGAUCGAUUUGUUGAAUUUGAACGUUUGGUGAAUGGUUAUCCAUCAGUAGGUCGACGAAUUAAUCCAAAACCAAUUGGUUAUGCUGCAUUUGCUUUAACAUUAUUUGUUUAUUCAAUGAAUAUGUGCGGUGCAACUGUUCCACUGUUAACUUCACCUGCUUUAGCCAUGGGUCUGGCAUUAUUUUAUGGUGGUUUAAUUCAAUUAAUUGCUGGUGUAUAUGAACUUCGUUCAGGUAACAAUUUUCAUGCACUUGUAUUUUGUUCUUAUGCUGGCUUCUGGUUUGGACUUGGUUCACUUUAUGUUCAAGGUUCAUUUGCCUUUUCGGGCCAAGUUGCAGAUCCAACAGUAAAUAAUUAUUCUUUUGGUAUUUUCUUUCUUGGAUGGACAAUUUUUACAUUAGCUGUGUUAAUUGCAUCCAUUCGAACAAACAUAAGUGCUAUACUCUUUUUCUUCUUUCUAUUAUUAACUUAUAUUUUAUUCACUGCACAUUAUUAUCUUAAUAUCCAUAAUGAUUUGAGACGUGCUGCAGGUGCUUUUGGAAUAGUUACAGCAGUUAUUGGUUGGUAUAAAGCAUUUGCACAUUUACUUGUCAAAGGUGAAAAUGCAUAUUUUAAUUUACCAUUAAUUGAUAUAUCACGACGUCGAGGAGAUGCAGCUGGACCAAACGCAGUUGAAACGCGAGUCGCAAAAUAA